This is a messenger RNA of Ornithorhynchus anatinus (platypus), 2690 nucleotides long. It is a transcript of the gene ATPSCKMT, whose product is annotated as ATP synthase c subunit lysine N-methyltransferase. Gene Ontology annotation, cellular component: mitochondrion. Bases 425 to 1201 code for a protein of 258 amino acids. Gene Ontology annotation, biological process: regulation of mitochondrial ATP synthesis coupled proton transport; peptidyl-lysine trimethylation; positive regulation of proton-transporting ATP synthase activity, rotational mechanism. The transcript has 5 exons. The record is from RefSeq and is a predicted model, not a curated record. NCBI's taxonomy places the organism in Eukaryota, Metazoa, Chordata, Mammalia, Monotremata, Ornithorhynchidae. Gene Ontology annotation, molecular function: protein-lysine N-methyltransferase activity.
AUGCUGCCGCAAGACCGGCUCCCGGCAACGGGCUGGGUCGAACUGCACGGGGGCGGUGCUCUCGCGACAGCACGCCCUCCGAGCGGGGCGCGCAGGCGCAGAGCGGCCCCGCCGGAACUUAAUUUUCCGAUGUGAGACUAGUUUCGCGCCGAGCUCUACCUUCUGGAAAGGGCCGUCGCUAGACCCUUCCAUUUGCAAAAACGGGGGGGGGAGUAGUUAUGGGGGUGUUCGGCGAGCGAAAAAGGUGGUGAAAAAGCCAGGGUUUUAAAAAUAUUUCUUUAAGAGAGACCAAAAGGUACGAAUGGUGUGGAUUUAGUGAGAGGAGAAAGGGUUUAGGAGUUCGAAGGGGAUUUUGCCCCCCGCAAGACUCCCCCGUUGGGGAAAUGGCGUGACCCGGUUGAGCCGGCUUGGAGGAGAUCUCGCGAUGUUUGGAGGAGGAGGAGAUGCCUGUACGAUGAAGAGGAAAGAGCUUCAGGAAGGAAAAGACGCAAAAGACGAUGCGUUUGCCAGUUCUGAUGCUAACCAUUUCGAGAAAAGAAAUUGGGGUCUCUUGAUCCCUGGGGUUGUUGGAGGGACACUGGUGGCUCUGUAUGCAGUUGCAACUCCAUUUGUAACCCCAGCCCUCCGAAAGAUUUGCUUGCCUUUUGUACCGGCGACUUCAACCCAGAUCGAAAAUGUUCUGAAAAUGUUACAGCGGAGAAGUGGAUCCCUGGUAGACAUUGGCAGUGGUGAUGGGCGUAUUGUGAUAGCAGCUGCAAAAGAAGGAUUCAGAGCCGUCGGUUACGAGUUAAACCCGUGGCUAGUGUGGUACUCUAGAUACCGAGCUUGGAGAGAAGGUGUACACCACACUGCCAAAUUUUACAUUUCAGAUCUGUGGAAGGUUAGUUUUUCACAGUAUACGAACGUCGUUAUUUUUGGGGUACCUCAGAUGAUGCUGCAGUUGGAGAACAAACUUCAGUUAGAACUCGAGGAAGAUACUAGGGUCAUUGCGUGCCGGUUUCCUUUUCCACACUGGACUCCAGAUCACAUUACUGGGGAGGGGAUAGAUACUGUAUGGGCAUAUGAUUCCAAGUCAUUUCAAGGAAGUGGAAAGAGAUGUCCAGAGAUACUCAGUCAAAGAAAAAAGACACACAACCGAAACAUCUCCUUAAGUGUUAAAUGCGAAGAUCUUCGAUUGGCGCUGUUGACGUCCCUGUAUUGACAAGAAACCUACCGAGACGACAGCAGGCAGAAAUACGAACUGGUCUUCAUGUAGAUAUCCCGAAGUGAUGGAGCCAGAAAUCACAGAACGAAAGAGUACGUGGUCAAGGAUGUAGGUAGAUUUUUAAACCCCAAAAUUAAGUCCUCCCAAAUGUCAAGUAUUUUGUCAUAUACCUUGUAGAUUCUCAAUAGGAAUUAAUGGACAGCGAAAAUGAUGAAAUAGACCUGUGGGUAGAGAUUUGAGAAAACAGUAUCCUUUUGAAAACUGAAAUCUAGAAAAAAGCAGCAGUACUUCUGUGCCUUGAAAUACGUGUUUUCUUAAUGCGUUGGUUUGUGAACUUAAAUUUUCUCUUUGAGGAUAUUUUAUUCUGUUGCAACUCCAGAAACUCUAAUCACACAAGUUUCACUAUUGACAGCUUCAUUGUGUUUGACAAAGUUGUCAGUUGAAAGCCUUUGAAGAGGCAUUUAAAUUUAGGAAUAGAUUUGGCAACACCUUUUCUCAGACUACUGGAGGGUAAAUGACGGUGUCUGCCUAGGAUAAGACUGAAGGUAGGUUGAAAACAUUUCAAGGAUUCUGCGAUGGCACUAUUGACAUACGUCUAUCCAGGUAAAUGUUAGGGGGAGUUGCCAUUUGAACCUGUGGUCACAAUUCAACACAGCGGGGCUGAGAUUAGGUUGAGUUUGCAGCCAAAGUGCUUGCAUUGUGAGAUUGUGUUCUUCCACGUGCCUCCUAAUUAGCUCACCUGCUUCACAGGUGCUGGUGGUUCUGUUGCCCCUCUCCUCACCCCGCCCUGUUCAUCCAUCUACACCCUGUCUAAAAAUCAAUCUGUAUCCCAGGGCGGUAAUAAUAAUGUUGGUAUUAAGCGCUUACCAUGUGCAGAGCACUGUUCUAAGUGCUGGGGUAGACCCAGGGGAAUCAGGUUGUCCCACGUGGGGCUCACAGGAGAUAUGCUACAAGACUGAGGGAUAGGAAAGUCUGAAACACUGUCAGUCCAUCAGACUGAUGACAGGGUUCCGGGUGUUCCAGAUUGGGACUGGUCAUAUUUGCUUUCGCAAAUUAUGGUCUUGUCUGAACAUCACCUCGUCUACUGUGCUGGUGUGGCAUUUGGAUUGUGUUAAUACUGUAUAUGUUAUGGGUUUUCUCCUGGGAAAAAAAAAAGUCUUCAAAAAACAUGCUUAUUUGUGCAGAUAUGACCAUCAUUUACAAAGACCCUCAUACAGAAUUGUUGAUUACUCUCUUAAUGUUGGAGCGCGAGCAGAUUUCUAUCUUUCCUAUAGCUCUAAAGGCUGCAUUGAGCCUAUGGAGGAAUAUCAUAGGAAAGGCAAAACGAAGGAAAAUAUAUAUAGGGAGUCACGAUUUUUAUUAUGAAAUAGCACAUUACACCUCAAGGGGAUUCCUGUUUAGCAUAUAAAUUGGCUGAUUGGUCAUAAUAUAUUUCAAAAUGUCUUAAUGAUAAAACUUUGGUGAUUAAAUUAACUUACUCCCUUGA